Messenger RNA from Paramormyrops kingsleyae, 2148 nucleotides. RefSeq names its product serine/threonine-protein phosphatase PP1-gamma catalytic subunit A-like. Gene Ontology annotation, molecular function: protein serine/threonine phosphatase activity. Gene Ontology annotation, cellular component: cytoplasm; nucleus. NCBI's taxonomy places the organism in Eukaryota, Metazoa, Chordata, Actinopteri, Osteoglossiformes, Mormyridae. The record is from RefSeq and is a predicted model, not a curated record.
UAAGCUGGCAUGGAAAGGUAUGAAUUAUCACAGACAACCUGGUGUUUUAAAUAUAGCCUUUAGCCAGUUUUGUAGAGAGAGAAGAGCAGCCCAUGUCAUGCCAAUAAUAUCGAGCCGUCUGUGAAGAAGUGGUUUAUAUAGGGAAAAGAAAGCGUGUGAAGACGGCGAAACGAAUCAGAACACCGUUGUGGGUCUGCAUCUCAUUCAGCCAGUGAAACAGUGCAGCAUUGCGGGGAGAGUAGCGCUCCGCCGGCCCCAACAGUAAUGACACACAUACGGGACGAAUUAACUCCGAUGGCCGGGAGCGGCGCAGCGUUUCAGCAUGUACAUCGCUUCAAAUAAGCUGGGACGCCCGCCUCGUUUCCUUACGGAAGGGAUUUAAGGAGAAGCUCCGGAGUCCUUUUUAAAUUGGCAAAUUUAUUCCUUUUUAUUUUUUACAAAGCUAUGGCAGAUAUUGACAAGCUUAACGUAGACAGUAUAAUUCAGCGUCUUUUGGAAGUGAAAGGUUCAAAGCCUGGCAAGAGUGUGCAGCUCCAGGAGAGUGAGGUGCGAGGCCUGUGCCUGAAAUCCCGAGAGAUCUUCCUCAGUCAACCUAUCCUGCUGGAGCUGGAGGCUCCUCUUAAGAUAUGUGGUGACAUCCAUGGCCAGUACUAUGACCUCCUAAGGCUGUUUGAGUAUAGCGGAUAUCCGCCAGAGGGCAGCUACCUGUUCCUGGGUGACUAUGUUGACCGGGGAAAGCAGUCACUGGAGACCAUCUGCCUGCUGUUGGCUUAUAAGAUUAAAUACCCUGAGAACUUCUUCCUGCUACGGGGAAAUCACGAAUGUGCCUCCAUCAACAGGAUAUACGGUUUCUACGAUGAGUGUAGGAGGCGGCAUAGUGUCAAGCUGUGGAAGACAUUCACCGACUGCUUCAACUGCCUCCCCAUCGCUGCCAUUGUGGAUGAGAAGAUCUUCUGCUGUCAUGGAGGCCUGUCCCCAGACCUCCAGUCCAUGGAGCAGAUUCGGCGAAUCAUGAGACCUACGGAUGUUCCUGAUCAGGGCCUGCUGUGUGAUCUCCUGUGGUCUGACCCAGACAAGGAGGUGCUAGGCUGGGGAGAGAAUGACCGCGGUGUCUCCUUCACCUUUGGAGCAGAAGUGGUGGCCAAGUUCCUACACAAACACGACCUGGACCUCAUCUGCCGGGCGCAUCAGGUGGUGGAAGAUGGGUAUGAGUUCUUCGCCAAACGGCAGCUGGUGACCCUGUUCUCAGCACCCAACUACUGCGGCGAGUUUGACAACGCCGGCGCGAUGAUGAGUGUAGAUGAGACACUGAUGUGCUCCUUCCAGAUUUUAAAACCAACAGAGAAGAAAAAGCCGAAUGCAAGCCGACCCGCUACACCCCCUCGAAGUAUGGUGAUGAAGCAGCCCAAGAAGUAGGGCAGGGAGUAUGGUGAUGAAGUAUCCUUGGAAUCUGGUGAUGAAUUCUGGCGCAGUGUUGCUCUUCAAAACACUGACAUGUUUCUGAUGAUCUUAUUUUAUCAAAAUCUCAAUAUGGUUCAGAAAUGUAGCUUUAUUUUUAAACUAAAAAAAUGAAUAUGUGUAUUUAGAUAUUUAGGUGAUCCUACCAAAAAUUCACGUAUGCUGUAUUUAGUGAUGCCACUUGGCUACAAGUUUAAUGUGCCAGUCAUAACUAUGAUUUGACUUUGGAUGAUAUACAGCUGGAGUUUUUAUGUGUUGGCUUGUUUAUUAAAUGCAGCUAAAGCAAACGAUAUGUAACGGAUGCUUUGUAAUCUGUGACAAAUUAGCUAGUUUGGGCAUUCAGAAAGCUAACCACAAACACCAUAUUGAUGCCUAUGGAUUCAGAAUGGGAUGUCAUAAAAGUUCCUGUGGGUGUAACGGCAAGGUGUCCCAGUACGUUUGUCCAUACAGUGUAUAUCAACUUCCAUCAAUAUAUUCACAUAAAUUAUAAAAUUCUCACGAUAAGACAUGGGGAUUAAUAAUUUUUUGAGAACUUGUUGCUGCUCUUUCUGUUUAGAAGCAUGAACACUGGAUAGUUCUUGCAAUGCACUCACUACUUUACAACUCUGUCUACCUAUUCCAAAUGUGUUACAUCACAGCUUGUGGAAUAGAACAGGGUUCCCAAUAAUUUUCCCCUCAGGGCCAAAUUUC